CCGCGUCGCGGGCGGGGAUUCACUGCUGCGAAGUGAGUCGCGUCCUGCGCUGGGGUGGCUGCCGAACCGGACCCCGCCAGGUUGAACACCCCCCCACCCCUCCCACCGCCUCGGGGUGUUGCCGUUAUUAACGUUCGUGCUGCCGCCGUCGCCGUCAUGCCGCUCUUCGCCUCCAACCCCUUCGAGCUGGAUGUGGAAAAGGCUACAAAUGAGUACAACACUGUUGAAGAUUGGGCAGUUAUUAUGGAUAUUUGUGACAAGGUUGGAAGCACUCCUAAUGGAGCAAAAGACUGCCUCAAAGCCAUUUUAAAGAGAGUAAAUCAUAAAGUACCCCAUGUUGCACUGCAGGCACUAACUCUGUUGGGAGCCUGUGUAUCAAACUGUGGAAAAAUUUUCCACUUAGAAAUCUGCUCACGUGAUUUUGCCAGUGAAGUGCGUGUCAUAAUAAACAAGGCACAUCCUAAGGUAUGUGACAAAUUAAAAGCUUUGAUGGUAGAAUGGUCAGAAGAAUUUCAGAAGGACCCCCAGUUCAGCUUAAUAUCAGCCACCAUUAAAUCUCUUAAGGAAGAAGGGGUUGUGUUUCCUACAGCUGGGACACAGAGUCCCUCAGCUGCUGCCAAGAAUGGUGCAUCAUCAGGCAAAAACAAAGAAGAAGAAGAUAUAGCUAAAGCUAUUGAAUUAUCUUUGCAAGAACAGAAGCAGCAGCAGCAAACCGAGACAAAAUCUUUAUACCCAUCUGUAGACAUUCAGCAUAGCCAUCAAAAGCUCUCAAGAAAAGUGCGAGCCUUGUAUGACUUUGAGGCAGUCGAGGAUAAUGAACUUACCUUUAAGAGUGGCGAUAUUAUUGUUGUUUUGGAUGACAGUGAUGCCAAUUGGUGGAAAGGAGAAAAUCACAGAGGAAUUGGAUUGUUCCCUUCUAACUUUGUGACUCCUAACUUAAAUGAUGAGCCUGAAACAGUGCCUGUAGACAAGGAUGCUUCUGAAGACACUACUGAAGUUACAAAACCUGAGCCAGAGCCAGUGUACAUAGAUGAGAAUAAGAUGGAUAAGACACUGCAGUUACUUCAGAGCAUAGAUCCAACAGAUCCUAAAUCUGAUUCUUCUGAUCUCCUGGAUUUAGAAGAUGUCUGUCAACAGAUGAGUCCCAUGAUAGAUGAAAAGCUAGAAGAAAUUGAUAGGAAACAUUCAGAAUUGUCCGAACUAAAUGUGAAAGUGAUGGAAGCUUUGGAACUCUAUAAUAAACUAAUGAAUGAAGCUCCUAUGUAUUCUGCAUACUCAAAGAUGCACUCAACGGCACAGUAUGCACCCACGUCAGCCAGUGUUCCAGUGCAGUCAUAUCCCAUCCAUCCGCACAGUGGGAAUUAUGUGGUCCAUGGUAUGCCUCCAAACUACAAUCCAGGAAGCGACCAGAUUGGUCCACUGAGGUCUUUGCCUCCAACCGUGAAUUCUUCAGUACCAUCUCAGCCCCCUCCGACCUACAUGAGCCCUGGUCUAGAUUCUGUGCCCAGUUCUACUUACAUGAACCAGAAUUCUUGCCUCCCGCCUGCUGGUCCCGUUUCUUAUGCCCAGCAGAUGACCAUGCCGGUGGAUAUGCUAGCCUACCAGAACACUGCAUCCAGUUUGCCUCAAGGUCCGUGCUAUCCAGCAGUUCCCACUCAUUCACUUCCACAGCAGCAAACAAAUUAUCACCAGCAGCCUCUCCUGUGAAAAUGCAGAGUCGGAGCCUGGGAAGCGUUUCAGAUGUUGCUGACCCGUAAUCUUUUAAAUUGUCCUUCCAUUGAUUUAAAAGGCUACUUCUGCUGAAGGGAACAGACAACUAAGCAAUUUCAAAGUAAAUGUUAAUUCAGGCUUAACUGUUUUUCUGCAUAGCCAUUUAAACUAGAUGAGCUGCGGUUGUGUGUUUUUUUUUAAAAAAAAAUCUUUCCAAUCCUGACUUCUGAAAUAUUCUGUGUCUCCUCACUAUUUAUAAAAAUGCCACUUCAAUUUUUCCCUUGUAAAAGAAGCUUGAAAACAAAGCUGAUAUAUGCAGCUCCUGUUUGUUCUUUCCAGACUUUGGGAAUAUAGUCAUUGUUUUUUAAUGGAAGCCUUACAUUUGAAGUGCUUUCUUUGAAACUCAGUUUAAUUAGUUAGUUUGGAUUUUGGUUUACACCCUUUUGAGAUCAUAAUCUUAACAAGAUUGCCUUUUGAGAUUAUACAAUAAAAUCUUUACGAACCUGAAAGGAAAACUCACUCCCUCCCUCCCUCCCUCCCUCCCUCCCUCUCUCUCUCUCUCUCUCUCUCUCUCUCUCUCUCUCUCACACACACACACACACACACACACACACACACACACACACACACACACACACACUUUGAAUGUCAGAGAAGUUAAUGGAUUUUAUGGUUUCUGCCAGAAUGGAUUUCUUACUUGCUUUUCUCAAAAAUUAGUUUUAUUGCUGUGGAGUAAUAUUCUCUAUGUGAAGACGGAGAGUUUAAAGAGUACAUUUUUAACUUCAUAAAUUCCCUAACACAAAUGGACCUGAUCAAAUCUGGAUCAGUCUUUUCUCUCUGUUCUCAUUCCCUGGCAUUAUUGAAUAUGAAGGAGAAGCUGAUAAUUAUGCUGUACUGUAGUCACAGCAAGGAUUUAUGUGCAGAUUUUUUUUUUUUAACCUUAACUGGUAAAAUACACAUUGUGUAAGGGAAUCCAAAAAGGGAUAUGUAUUUUUCUAUUGUUGGGAGGUCAAAAAGAGUUCCUGACCAGGUUUUUAAAAAGAAAAAUUUUCUGUUCUGGAUACUUCAUUUCUUGCUACUCAUGGAUUUUAUCCUAUUAAUAACAGGAUUAUUCUGAGGGAGGGAAAAUAGAUCUUGCAUACACUAUAGUUGGAAAUGGGAAUGGAUACCUUAUUAAAAUAAGCAGAAAUGUAUAAGUCAGUGCAAAGAAACCAUUGGCAUUUUAUACUAUGCUCUGAAGAAUUGUUCUGCAGUAUCUGACACCCGUUGUAUCUAGCAUCAAAUGAGCCCCAUUUUUCACUUCCAAUAUUGGUGCUAAGUAAGCUAUUUAGAUUUCUAGUAAUAUAGUGAUCUAGACUACGAUGUCUUUGAGAAGGUGGUUUCAGAAAAACAUAGCUGCUGUUCAUCUCUUUCUACCAACAAGAACAUUUGAGUUUUCCUUUUUGGUGUUGGUUUUAUUUUAAUCUUCUCAAAAAUGUUUAAUUUUAAAGGCUGCUUUUUAAAAUCCUUAUUUAGAAUCAAGUCCGGGUUUUCUCAUUCAGCUCCAACGUUUUAUAAACAAAAUGAGGAUUUUGAAUAGUGCAUUGCUCUUCCACAUUGAUACAUUAUAGAUGGUCCAUUUAUAUUGAUCACAAUCUUUGAUACUACUUUAAGCGGUACCCAAUAUCUGACUGUGAUGUUGAGUUGAAACAGUCUUUUUUCACUGCAUUUUCUCCUUUAUAUAUAAUGUAUAAAUAAUAAAUGUGUGUAUAUAUAUCCACUGGUCUGAGAUUUUAUACACAACAAUAUAUAUACUAAUUCUCUCAAAUCACUGAAGUUUUAUAGAUAGCUGCAUUUGGCUCUAUUGUUAAUUGGUGUAAUCUUAAAAUGCAUUUAUGCAGGCUGUAAAUAUGUAUAAAUUCUGAUGUUGAAUUGGUGUAUUUAGUGUUUCGGUGUCAGUAGGGAUCAUGUUUCUUCCCUUUUCUAAACUAAAAUAUUUAUUGUUAAGGCAUGAUUAUAAUGAUGCUUACCAAAGGAAUUAACAAAUUUCCAUAGUUAGGGCCCAGACUUUCAUUUGCAUCAGUGAGUAUUUAGCCAUUGAUUUGAAUGGAAUUUCAACUAUACUGCAGACGUAUAACUAUUUUUAUAUUAAGAGUAAACAAUACUUGCUUUGCUUGACAUACAUUAACUGAAUAAAUAGAAAUUCUUUACAGUUCAUAAUGAGUGUUGUUUUGUAAUUUAUUUUGUGGGUGUUCAAUUAAGGUUUGAUUUAUGUUUAGAAAUAAUUUGCUAUCUUAAAUUUGUAUUUGAAAAGUUGCCCAAGAUAAUUGUCCAAACUAUAUCACCAUAUGUUUCAGGGUUUUUUUUUCCUUACAGAGAUUCAUUCUUAAAUAGCCUUGUGAUUUCAAAGGCUAUGGAGUCCAAAUAUUUUCAUAUUUCCAUUUGCCAUGCCACAUCCCCUAUUAAAGUUGCAAGAGUUUUAAAUAUCCCUUAUUAUAGCGACCCCCAACCUUUUGGGCACCAGGGACCGGUUUGGUGGAAAGAGGUUUUUCUGUGGAUCAGAGGGGGCAUGGUUUCACAUGCUGCCUGUAUCCCGCGGAUGGCGUUUUGCAGACCAGUUUCUGGUAUACCGAGGACCGGGUGUUGGGGAUCCCUGCCUUAUUACUUUUGUGCUGACAUGGUUUUUCAGAAAAUAAAAGAGCCUAGAAAUGUAAUAUUUCCUUUACUAUGUAUCAGUGCUGCCCCUUAUCCAAUUUAAUAGCACCAGUGGUGGAAUUAUAUUAAUCUUCUCAUCGUUCCUAUCACCUGUCUCCUCCCACUUAUGACUGUAUGAGUGUAAUCUUGUUGCUGGUAUCCUUAAGAUUUAUAUUGAUUGUUUUCCUAGAACUAUCAUUAAGUGUUGUACCUUAUGAUUCUUGACGAAUGUAUCUUUUCCUUUAUGUACACCGAGAGCAUAUGCACCAAGACAAAUUCCUUGUGUGUCCAAUCACACUUGGCCAAUAAAGAAUUCUAUUCUAUCUAUUCUAUUACACCCCAUCCCCCAAACUUCAUACAAGCCCUUCAUAGCUAUUGCUGAUUAGAUUGGGGAGACAUGCAGAAUGGGUACAAAGGAAAGCGAAAGGAUACAUAGAAUUACAUAGAAUCAUAGGGCUGGAAGGGACCUUGGAGGUCUCCUAAUCCAACACCCCCCCCCAAAGCCAGGAGACCAUAUAUCAUCUAGGACAAGGGUGGGCAAAUAUGGCCCCUUUAUGAUCUGUGGACUUCAACUCCCAGAAUUCCUGAGCCAGCUUGGCUGUCUCAGGAAUUCUGGGAGUUGAAGUCCACAGGUAAAAGGGCCACAUUUGCCCACCCCGAUCUAGGACAAAUAGAUAUCAAUCAUUUCUUGAAGCAAUGGAGCGCCUCCAACUCCGGGAGGCAAACUGUUCCAUUGAUUAAUUGAUCUUAAUGUCAGGAAGUUUCUCCUUAGUUCCAGGUUGCAACUCGCUUUAUCGAGCGUCCACCCAUUGCUUCUUGUCCUGCCCUCAGUUGCUUUGAAGAAUAAGUUGACCCCCUCUGUGACUGACCCUUAAGUACCAGAAGGCAACUGUCAUGCCACCCCUAUUCAUUGAACUAGACAGCCUUAGUUCCCUUAACCAUUCCUCAUAUGAUUUAACCACUGAACUUCUUACCUUUGUUGCUGUUCUUUGCACUUUUUUUCAGGGUCUCAGCAUCUUUUGGGCAUUGUGAUGACCAAAACUGGACACAGUAUUCCAAGCGUGACCUCUCUAGCACCACUCUUAGGUUGUGUUUUUGUAAAAGGUAUUGUUAAUCGUGUAAUGCCUGAAUAUAACCCAUAAUUUCUCAAAAAUGUGCCAGGAUGCUGCACAUAAUCAGGAAGUGGUUUGUUUGCUUUUGUAAUAAACUUAUGUAGAAAAUUUAACUCCUCGUGACACUGAAUUAAAUUUACUUUGAAAUUGCAUUUUAAGUGGUGGACAAAAGGGGAUUCUACUACAGAAAGAUGGGAUCAGUGAAAUGCAUUCUGAAGAUUUAAUCUGUAGAAAAAUGCUGUUAUUCUGGUUAAUUGUUCAAGAUCAGAUUUAAUCAUUUCUUUCCUGCAACAAAUUACAUUAUGAAUAUUUCUGUACAAUAUUUUUCAAGCAACCUCUGGUAUUAACUGUGCAAUCUAUUACUUUAGAAUAUCUUGUCUCCAACUUAUUUGCACGGACUUGUGCAAAUAAAACUUGUUUAACAAAUUC
Messenger RNA from Pantherophis guttatus, 5924 nucleotides. It is a transcript of the gene STAM2, whose product is annotated as signal transducing adaptor molecule 2. Gene Ontology annotation, cellular component: endocytic vesicle. The record is from RefSeq and is a predicted model, not a curated record. Gene Ontology annotation, molecular function: phosphatidylinositol binding; ubiquitin binding. NCBI's taxonomy places the organism in Eukaryota, Metazoa, Chordata, Lepidosauria, Squamata, Colubridae. Gene Ontology annotation, biological process: signal transduction.